This is a messenger RNA of Chelmon rostratus (copperband butterflyfish), 2816 nucleotides long. RefSeq names its product B-cell receptor CD22-like. The transcript has 12 exons. NCBI's taxonomy places the organism in Eukaryota, Metazoa, Chordata, Actinopteri, Chaetodontiformes, Chaetodontidae. The coding region runs from base 92 to 2494 and encodes 800 amino acids. The record is from RefSeq and is a predicted model, not a curated record.
AAAGGCAAAGAAGACACACCGUCCCGACCCCCCCACACUCUGAAACAGCUUAUUUGAAUAACUGAUAUACUGCACAGUAUUUCUUGCACAGAUGCAGAUGAGAGGAGCAGCUAUGGGUUCACCUGCAGCAGCGAGCUGGUUUGUUGUCUUCCUUAUCUCUCUGUCAGUGGUACAGGGUCACUGGCGAGUGACUUACACCCCUACUGAGAUCUGUGCCUUACAAGGAUCAUCAGUGAACAUACGCUGCACCUUUACAUACUACUCCAGAGUAAAUGAUCGUGAUACUGCAGUUGAGAAAGCAUUCUGGUUUCGUCAUUCCCGGGAUUCAGAACCUGUGGAUCUGAGAGCAGACUCAAUGUAUGCAGGUCGUGUGCAGCAACUCUGUGAAAACAACAGCUGCACUCUGAGAAUCACAGACCUGAGGAAGAUGGACUCGGCUCAGUAUAAGUGCGGGUUCAUAAUAAACCAACCAGACUGGAAAUACACAGACUCAUCUGGAGUCACUUUGUCUGUCACAGGUCUUGAGGUGCAGGUGAGUGAAGUGCCUUCGUUAUUCAGGGGUGGACGUCUGAGGUGUCACAGCGUUUGUCAUCUACCUGGUUAUCUUUCUUACGUCUGGUACAAAAAUGGACAAAAAACUGUCACAACAUUGCAGUCUUAUUCAGGCGACUUUAAGUCUGCAGACAGCUACUCCUGUGCUGUCAGAGGGCAGGAGGAUUACCCCUCUCCUUCAAAAUGUGUCAUUGGUCAAACCUGUAACAAAGUGAUGUACACUCACAGAAGCAUCUGUGCAUUCAAAGGCUCAUCGGUGGACAUUUCCUGCACUUACAACAGUUAUGGAUAUAUCAGUUCAGAUUUCUGGUUCAAUCCUAAACGUACCAGUAGUCAAUAUUCCUCAUGGCCUGAGGACCUUACAAGAGACUCCCAGUAUAAAGGUCGGGUUCAGGUUGAAACAAAGAGAGGACGCUCCACUCUGAGAAUCACUAACCUGACAGAGAGUGAUUCAGCUCAGUAUUGCUUCAGAACAGGGAGCUUUGAAUGGACGAGUCCUUUACCUGGAACAACUCUGACUGUCACAGAUCCUGAUAUACAGGUGCUUGUGAUCUGGUCUUCUACUGGCCGAAGGCUGAUUUGUCAGAGCAGCUGUAUUACUGAUCGUUUUUCCUUCGUUUGGUACAAGAACAGAGCAGAAAUUCAGAGAGAAACAUCUCGUUCUUACAGAGGAUAUGUUGAUCCUGCAGGCAUUUAUUCCUGUUCUUACAAGGGUUACACCUCUCUUCCAGUGUAUGCCCCUGUGGUUCCCUCAGUGUUGAUAAGUCCCCAUGGUGACAUUAUGAAGGGCAGCUCAGUGACUCUGACCUGUAGCAGUGAUGCUUUCCCACCAGCUAAAUACACCUGGUACAAGAAGAACCAACCACUGCCAAACAGAGAACUACAGCUUGUCUUGAACUCUAUCCAGUCCUCCCACUCUGGAGAGUAUUACUGUACAGCUGAAAAUGAGCUGGGGAAGACGACAUCCAAAUAUGUUUUUGUUAACGUGAAAUAUGCUCCAAACACCUCCAUUGUGUCAGUGAGUCCCUCUGGUGAGAUAGUGGAGGGCAGUUCAGUGACUCUGACCUGCAGCAGUGAUGCUAACCCAGCAGCUAAUUAUACCUGGUACAAGGAGAACCAAACACUGCUUCAAGGACCAGAGGGCAUCUAUCGUUUCACCUCCAUCAGCUCUACGGACAGCGGUAUCUACCUCUGCAAGUCUGAAAAUCAGUACAGACAGAUCAACUCUUCAUCUCUCUGUAUAGAUGUCCUGUAUGCUCCAAAGCUUCCCUCUGUGUCAGUGAGUCCCUCUGGUGAGAUAGUGGAGGGCAGUUCAGUGACUCUGACCUGCAGCAGUGAUGCUAACCCAGCAGCUAAUUAUAUCUGGUACAAGGAGAAUGAAGACUCACCAAAAGCAUCAGGACAGAACUUUACCAUCACUGACUUCAGAGGUGAACACAGUGGGAAUUAUUACUGUGAAGCCCAGAACAGAAGAGGACAUCACAACUCCACCUUACAUCUGAUUGUUGUAGCAGGUGCAGGGAAAUCAGCAGCUAUUGCAACAACCACUGCCGUUCUUUUGGUUAUCAUACUCCUCGCUAUCCUCCUGUGGAUUAGAAGAAAUAAGUCCUUCACUCAACAGUGUCAGGGUGGAGAGAGACCUGACAACAGAGCACAGCUAAACAUUGGUCCAGUGUCUGACAACAUGUCAGCUGCAGCAGAAGAGCAGGAGGAUCUCCAGUACGCCAACAUCCACCUCUGUCUAAACCGAGAAGAGGCUCUCUACUCCAACAUCAGACCAGCUCAGCCCCACAGACAAAAUGAGGAAGAGGAAAGUGUAGAAUACACUAUUGUUAAAACUGACAAUGCCAGGAGUGCCCCAGGAACAACAAAUGAAGAAGACGAGGAGUAUGUAUUCGCACUGUACAGCACAGUCAACAAAAACAAUGUGACUGCAACAUGAAUGUAAAUUAUGUCAUUGAUGUGACAGAAUAUGACUUUCUUUAUGCACCAGGACAGACAUGGUCAAUUGCAGCAUCAAGUCAGCUGUCAAAAAUAAAAACAUGUGGAGUAUGUGAAGUCUUAUUUGUUUGGUGAUUGUUUCUAAAAGGGUUGGUUGACACAAACUUAAAACAAACAAACAAUUUUCUGGUAUCAGGCCAUGCAGAUAAUUUUUGUUUUGAUUGUCCAGCUGCAAAAUGUUGCAAGAGUUCAUUAUUUUGGUGAUCUGGGUUAACUGGGUGCUACUGUGCAUAAUUUAUGUAUACUGUAAGGAUAAAACAAUU